Molecule: messenger RNA, 5029 nt
Organism: Owenia fusiformis
Lineage: Eukaryota; Metazoa; Annelida; Polychaeta; Sabellida; Oweniidae
Source: the annotation of a GenBank genome assembly
GAAUAUUCUCUUUGGCUUGGUGUUGCUAAGAAGAAAAUAUCCUCAAGUAUUUAGAAAUACUGACUUCAUUGCUGUACCAAAGGGAGCAUUAUAGUCUGUAAGGCAAAUGGGGAGAUGGAGCGUUUGAAACCAUCCCUACGUGGUAGUACUCACAGUCUUACAUCUGAUGCUGUCAGUGAGGAGCAUGAGAUAAAACAAAUCCAAAGCUUCCUGCAGCUAGGGGAACAAGAGGCAGUGAAUGGUCGCUAUGAAGGUGCCUUACGCCAUUACAAUGAUGCGCUUGACAUUGAUGGUAACAAUGUAGCCAUACUGUGUGCCAGGGCUGCAGUGUAUAUAGAGAGAGGCAACUAUGUGGGUGCACAGAAAGAUGCUCAAAAAAUACUUGUUAGGAAUGAGAAACAGCCUCAGGCUCACUACCUACUUGGAGUCUCGUUAGAAUACCAAGGUCAGCACAAGAAUGCAUUGAUGUCAUUCCUGCGUGCUCUCACCCUUGAUACCAGUCAUGCUAGCAUGCUGAGCGAACACAUUACAGCUCUUUCUGCACAGUUCUGUCAGAUACCAAAGUCUCUCAAGGCCAAAGAUUAUGAUCCUUACAAGCGUCUUGUAGAGGCUGGUCUAUGUAUGUACCACAGCAAGAAGUAUGAGCUUAGUUUGUGUAUAUUAGAAGGGGCGCAAAAGCUUGAGACCAACCAGCAAGGGAUAACAAUGAAAAUGCUUCUAACUAUGGCCAACUGUCACUCUGCAUUAAAGCAUCCUGAAGUUGCGAUAUCCUUAUACCAAGACUGCCUUGCUAUGUCUCAGCAAACCCAUGAUCUCCUUUAUCAGACAAAAACUUUGGUUAACAUCGCUAGUUUAUUUCUUCAAAUCGGUGACACACAUCAGGCGAUUGUUUACUAUGAAAAGCUAGCGGCUUUAGAGAAAGAUUUGGAUAAUAUCAAAAGUGAAACAAUCCCAGAGACAUGGUCAAAGGACUUACGAACAGCAUUACAUCUCAAUCUAAGCAUUGCUUAUAAGACUAUUGGAAACUUGAAGAAUGCUGUUAACCAUGCUCAAUUAUAUGUAAGCAUUGUUGGAGGUGGUGUAGAACCAGAGUCUCCACGUGACGGCUCUGGGGCUCAGGCUUAUCAGCAUCUUGGAAUGCUCCAUUUUCUACUCUCAAACUAUGAGCAAUCCCUGAAGUAUUACAAAACAUAUCUACAAAAAUGUAAAGUUAACCAAAAUAGAGCUGGAAUGGCUCAAGCUUAUGGUGCCUUAGGAAAUAUAUAUGGUGCCUUACGGAACAGAAUACUUGCAGAGACGUAUCACGAUCAGCACAUCGCUAUAGCUCGCAAGCUCAAAGAUGCCAAGUUGACAUGCUCAGGGUGGGAGCUUUAUGGUGACACACUAAUGGGACUUAAAGAGUAUGAACAAGCCACAGAAUGUUACGGAGAGAUGUUAAAAGUUGCCUCUAAGGGAGUGGGGAAGACUAGAGUGACAGCAUGUUGUAAACUAGCCAGUGCCUAUAAGGCAAUGGAUAAAUACCAGUACAGUAUAUUUUACUAUGAGGAGGGAUGUAGAUUGUGUGAGGAAUUAGGCUGGAAAGACAUGAGAAUCCAGUGUCAGUUUAAUCUUGCAUGUAUCCUACAGCACUCCACCCAACACUCUGAGCUCACGCAGGCUCACAAGUAUUUUUCUAAACUAAUUCCUCUCUUGGAGAAACGACUGGCGACACAUCGAGAUGAGGAAGCAUUCACAGCUGAGGAAGUUCAGACACAGCUGCAGCUGUGUUAUGAGGGCAUGCAAUGUGUCCAAGGAAAGGAAGGAAAGAAAGAGGAGGCUCUUCAAUGUGCAGAAAUGUCUCGUCACCAUUUUUUCAACAAUAUGGCUGACAUCAAAGGCACUGGUUCAUGGGACUUCACCCGUCUGCGUCACAUCGUAGCCUCCCAGAAUGCAACUGUGCUAUAUUUCUCAGUUACGGAGAAAAUGAUUUUGGUUUGGAUAAUUUGCCCAGUAAAUGGACUGAUAAGAUUUCACUCCAUAAUGUCCCCUAAAAGGGACCUGACUAUGAAAGACCAUAUAAAUAAUCUGGUUGAUGGAUUAUGGAAGACUCCAGGCACAGAGAAUGGUCAAUACAAUUGUGAAGAUCGUGCUCUACCUAGGAACGAUACUUCUCUGGAGUUGAUAAGACGACAAUAUCAAGCUCUCUCCAAAGCCCCUGGGAGUCAUCAGUCUUCUCCGAAAGAAUCGACUGAUUCUGCCCUAGGAAAAAGUGCAGAAAGACAAUUAUUUAACUUCCUCUUGGGCCCGAUUGAGGAUAAUCUACGCGAGUUACCUCCUGAAAGCCCCCUGGUGAUAAUACCUGAUCGGGAACUCUGGCAUGUGCCAUUUCAUGCCUUGGAGGACUGGAAUAGGCAUCAUAUGUAUGAACGACUACACAUCACUUAUGUACCUUGCUUGGCCUUGCUUGAUAAAGUCACCAAAAAUGAACUAGAACAUGAGAAAAUUCAACGCCAGUUACAACAUGAAAGAUCAAGCUCAAGGCUAGGGGGCCUAAGUCAGUACAUCAUUGGGCCUCAAGCUUUUCCCAGAUCUCAUAGUGUUACGAAACUUGGAGAAUUAAAAUAUGACAACGAACUUGAUAGAUCAGACCCUAAAGAGACAUCCUAUCCAAGAUUGUUAAAAAGUGGUGCCUUAAAUUCUCCAUUACAUCGAUCCUUUACCAAAGAAGAUACAUUUUCAAGAUUUCCUUCAACUGGUGGGAAGAGCGAAAUUGACAGUAAACUACGCAAGAGUUGUCCAGUGCUUGGUACACCCGCUACUCUAGGACGUGUGUUAGGUAUAAGCACAAUUGAUACACUAGUUAGUAAGACAGCAACUGGAGGUGAUAUUGUGACUUCCCCAAUGAUGGUGACAGAUUUUCUUCAAGUCAGUGGGAAAGAUAAAUGUAUGGUGUUUGGAAACCCUAAACUACCUCAAAUGUUGAGGCUUGGUGGCAAAGAGUGGAGGCCUCCCAUUAGCCUCCUACAUGCCCAGGCUGAGGCCCACAAGGUUGCUUCCUAUAUGGAGGUAGAGCCAAUCAUCAGAGAGGAGGCCACCAAGGGUGUAUUCCUAGAUCAGAUAUCACAAGCCACUGUAUUGCAUAUUGCAACAUUUGGUAGUAUGGAAGAUGGUUUAUUGGUAUGGGCACCAAAAAGCACUUCCUCGGAGCCCUUCCCAGAAGAUUCCUUCCUUGUUACCGCUAAGGAACUGGCUGCAGUAGAACUUCGAGCCCAGCUUGUGGUAUUAAGUUGUGGCUACAGUAGUUACCCUAGAUCCAGAAAGCCUGGAUAUCUGCUCCCUAGUGCCUUCUUACAAGCAGGUGCUCAGUGUGUUCUCAGUCUAGCCUGGUCUCUCCCUAACCCAGCACAGGAUAAAUUCUUUUAUCAUUUCUACAAUGGUCUUCAAAAUGGCCGCCUGGUUUCCAUAGCAACAGCAGAAGCCAUAGAUCAACUAAAGCAGGAUGACAGAUUUGAGUCCCUGACCAACUGGGCUCCAUUCACUCUACUAGGCAAGGACACACACAUAGAUCUUGGUAAAAUCCGCCACUCUAUGUUGGACCAGGAAAUAGAUAAAGUAGAGACUGCUGUAGCUAAGGAUGAGGAGGCUGCGUUGCUUAACCCCAAAGAUUAUGUACCCAAAUUGCCAAGUCAUGAGGAGAAACUCAGUUCUUUACAAGACAUCUUGGUUCAGAUUUUAGUGCAACAUUCUGACAAACCAGAUGCUCUCCAUACCCUUAUAAGACUGCUGGAUGACAGCUUGAAGAGACUCCACAAUCCUGAACUGAACACAGUUCAUAGGCAACUUCCUGAAGCGAUCAAUGACAGCAAGUCUGCGUUGACUCUCCUGCAGUUCUUAGACUUCCAGUUCCAGUCUAAGGAGGAAGACCUCACCAAGCCAUUCAUGAUCUUCCCCUACCAUGAUGAUGAACAUCUUGUGUCUGCUUCAUAUGAGUGCCUCAAAGCUUGCAGUGAUAUUCUAUCCAAUGAGGAGUGCAUGCGAGCAGUAGUUGAGCUGUUCCCCAUCUCUCAGCAUACUAUAUCUCAACUCAUUGAUGUGCUUGCAAUCUCUAAGCAUGCACAGGAAGUACAGCUGAAGGUGUCUGACCUGACAGUGCGCCCUCUAUGGAACAAGAAGGAGACUAGAGCUCUCCUCACAGCUAUUGGUUUCCAGCAGAUUGGAAUCAUCCUUAACUUUUGCAGCAUAAGCAAAAAUAAGGUUCUCCAGUCUGCCUGCCUCCAACUGUUGCUGUCCCUGUCAACCAGUAAGAGUAAUGUACUGCUUCAUAAGCUAGACGUCACUCUACUCGGCACAGGUGGUGUAGAAAAGCGGUCUCACCCAGGGGGUGAUAACCGUACGCUGCCUACCUUAACCCCUGUAAUGUUGCCUCGAAACCAGUUGCGUCUAGCUACCCCCUGGAUGAGUUCCAUUGAGUUGGGGGAAGAGAUGAGGGACAAAAUAAAACUAGCUGACAGUGAAGGUGAGUUGUACAUGAAGUUGAGACAGGAGUAUCAGAGGGCAAAGACGUGGCACCAACUUACUAUUGGAGCACAGGGUGGUGAAAUUUUGGAUAAGGUUGGCCGACCUCGUACUACAACUCCCAAGGUGAAGGUCAAACCAGGGUCAAGUGCCUCAAGAAACAGAGUCCCGAUUAGCCACGUUGACACAUUGACACUGCCAGAGACUGCCCAGAGGAGGGACUACGCACAAUAUUUACUCAAUGAAAGACUCAAUAACAUUAAUAUCAAACACAAAAAUGAUAUUAAAAAGAUUUACUUGCCCUAUGUGUCAAAUUCAUCCUAAGAAAAUUGAAACUGAUAGCAAUGGAUAGAAUGGAGUACCAAAAUACAUGUAGUAUGUUGAUCUUAAGCAUUAUUUGUGAAAAUGUAUACAAUACAAGAAACGAUCUAGAGACAGGGUUGAAACAUCAAAUUUUUUCAUGUGAAACUGUUUAAUAAUUUGUUUUUUUUUACGUUGUCAGACAAUGAAGUUACGUUAUCACUCAUUCAGUGUU